AUCGAGAUUUCGUUUGCACUGAAAAUCAAAAUCGGAAUCCAAGAAACAGAUAUGGCGACUCCAACGGGAAACUCAAAAUUUGGGCCCGUGGUGCCUGACCAUCCAGCGACUCCUCCGAGCUACAGCAUCACGCUCUCGGGCCGACUGGUCACCCUGGUUCCUGUGGACGCAAGACACGCCUCAGACUUAUACCUCUCUGUCAAGGAUCCUCGCAACGCGUCACUAUUCGAUUACCUUUUCGAUGAGUACCCCGAAUCAUUGUCCUCCCUCGAAUCACAACUGGCACAAAAAGCGUUGGUGACGAAUCCUUGGGCCUACACGAUUUUGCUGAACGCGGAAUCUGGUAAGAGCGGACAAGCGGUUGGAAUGGCAUCGCUGAUGCGUAUGGAUUUGCCAAACCGUGUGAUCGAGGUCGGCAGCAUUCUGUUCACCCCAGCACUGCAACGUACGCCAGCAGCGACGGAGGCCAUGUAUCUACUGGCACGAUACGUGUUUGAAGAACUUGGAUUCCGAAGAUACGAAUGGAAGUGUAACAGUUUGAACAAUCCAUCACGUCGCGCUGCAGAGCGUCUCGGCUUUCUUUAUGAGGGCACCUUCAGGCAGCAUAUGAUCGCACGAGGUCGCAAUCGUGAUACAGCCUGGUUUUCGAUGUUGGAUUCGGACUGGCCUGAGGCGAGUAGGGCAUUUAACUUGUGGCUGGACGAGUCGAAUUUUGAUAACACGGGCCGACAAAAGAGAAGACUUGAGGACAUCAGACACGCGAACUGAUGGCAAGUGUAUUAGGGGACCAUCAACAUGGCAGAUAUAUAUUCCCUUGGACAGUUCCAAGCAAUGGUAUCACAGCACG
This is a messenger RNA of Boeremia exigua, 847 nucleotides long. Its product is annotated as acyl-CoA N-acyltransferase. Gene Ontology annotation, molecular function: protein-N-terminal-alanine acetyltransferase activity; protein N-terminal-serine acetyltransferase activity. The record is from RefSeq and is a predicted model, not a curated record. Lineage: Eukaryota; Fungi; Ascomycota; Dothideomycetes; Pleosporales; Didymellaceae. The transcript has a single exon. Bases 52 to 768 code for a protein of 238 amino acids.